AUGGACAGCAACACGGAUUUUACUCAACUAUGGCAUCGCCAUUUGGCCAACCUCCGCCAUGACUUCUCGACUGGGGCUCUGGACAACAACGGUGUACGAGCUGUACCUUCUGUCGACGAAAGAGGAGACAGUGAAGCUACGCCUAAAGGCGUUGAUCAUCAUGAAAACCUCGUCGGCCACGAAUGGGAUGGAGACAUGGACAUGGUGGUUGAUGCUUUGCAGGAGCUCGAGGUGCAAAGUCCUAUCACCGCCACCGAAGCUCUCAGCCCCGAUUCACCAUGGUUCAGGGACACUCAUGUUCGCCGCGACGUUGACGGUGAUAGAUAUAUGGAAACCGAGACCGUAGUGUCAUCACCUCAGACUUCGAGCUGGUCAAGGACCGUUGGGCCUUCCAAAUUACAGAGAGAUCGCAUGUCUCCGCAGUUACAACCACACCCGAAAAGUCCAGUCCACCUCUACACAUCCCCGGCUGUCAAGGGGCUUGACACAGAUGCGAGACAACGGGCCGAAAGAAGAUAUUCACAUGACUGGUACAGAGAUCACGCAACGCUCCUGUCACACUCUCAACAGCUAUACGAAACUUACUCGGCUUAUUCAGCAUCAUCAAGUCUAAACACCGCUCGACCUGAUCCCGAGAUCGAACCGCCAGAGCCCAGAACCAGAUUCAGCUCCAUCUUCUCUCCCUCUCCCCGCGGACGAUACGCACAGCUAGCCGAAGAAGUCAACGUCUUGAUUCUCAGCUGGGCCACAACAACACCAACAAACACAAAAUUCAAGCAACAAGGGCCAGUCAGAAGUCGGCAAGGGAUGAGUACCUCCACAGACCCCGUCCGUAACUGCUUCAAGCGGAUGGGAUACCGAGUUCAGUGCCGACUCAUUCCCGAGGACUAUCCUACCGCAGCUGUGGGGACCAUCCUGGCCAAGUCUCUUGCGGACUCCGAGAUCAACAAGGAGAAAAAGAAGUUGCUAAUUGUUUAUUAUGCUGGGGGAGCGGGCAUGGUUGGAGGGAGGAUGGUGUUUGCGAAUGCGUGCGGUAUGAGUCACUUCUUCUGGGAGGACAUUCGAGAAUCCAUCAUGUCCAGUGAGGGUGACGUCCUGCUCAUCUUUGACUGUCAUCACAAUGGGGGCACAGAGGAAGAAGAUCAAAUGCUGGUUGAGCCGGGCCUGGCAUUUUCGCCCUCCAUUAAGCAACUUUUAGGUGCCUGCGUUCCAUUGACCGGAAGCGAAACCCCCAACAGCAGGACAGCAACACAAAUGACCCAGGCCCUGUGCAGAAUCCUGGACAGCUCCUAUGUCAGAGGAGAUGGCAAGGUCUCAGUGCAGAGGCUGUGCUCGUUCAUGAAAGAGGAGUUACGACAAGACGGGACAGGCCUUGAGCAAAGCCUUUUCGUUACGCAGUUGGGAGGAAGACAUCUGUUGGAUAUCGAACUACCUGUAUUGUCUGUUGGCAGUGGCAAUGACGUUAGCGGUGAUAUGUUACAGGGAAUAAAGGUCCUCCAAGGUUAA
Messenger RNA from Sordaria macrospora k-hell, 1506 nucleotides. RefSeq lists its product as uncharacterized. The record is from RefSeq and is a predicted model, not a curated record. Lineage: Eukaryota; Fungi; Ascomycota; Sordariomycetes; Sordariales; Sordariaceae.